This is a messenger RNA of Pseudophryne corroboree (corroboree frog), 1486 nucleotides long. RefSeq names its product myogenic factor 6 (gene MYF6). Gene Ontology annotation, biological process: regulation of transcription by RNA polymerase II; muscle organ development; skeletal muscle cell differentiation. NCBI's taxonomy places the organism in Eukaryota, Metazoa, Chordata, Amphibia, Anura, Myobatrachidae. Gene Ontology annotation, molecular function: DNA-binding transcription factor activity, RNA polymerase II-specific; RNA polymerase II cis-regulatory region sequence-specific DNA binding; protein dimerization activity. The record is from RefSeq and is a predicted model, not a curated record. The transcript is spliced from 3 exons. The coding region runs from base 89 to 823 and encodes 244 amino acids.
CACUGUACUAAUUAAAUUCCUCUAGGGCUGUGCUGUUUUGAGCACAUCACUUAACCAAGACAGUUGCAGUAAUCAAGGGUAAAGCAUAAUGAUGGACCUUUUUGAAACAAGUUCCUAUUUCUUUUAUUUGGAAGGAGAUAAUGGAGCUUUUCAACAGCUGGAAAUGACAGAUGGAUCUCCUUUGUAUCCAGGUAGUGAGGGCACUUUAUCCCCUUGUCAGGAUCAAUUGCCAGGAGAUGCUGGAAGUGACAGCGGUGGAGAGGAACAUGUCUUAGUCCCACCUGGUCUACAGCCCCACUGCCCUGGACAAUGUUUGAUUUGGGCUUGUAAGACAUGCAAACGGAAGUCUGCUCCAACUGAUAGAAGGAAGGCGGCCACGUUGCGAGAAAGGAGAAGGUUAAAGAAGAUUAAUGAAGCAUUUGAGGCACUGAAAAGAAGAACUGUUGCCAACCCAAACCAGAGACUCCCUAAAGUGGAAAUCCUACGCAGUGCAAUAAAUUAUAUAGAGAGGCUGCAAGACCUCCUGCACAGCUUGGAUCAGCAAGACAAGCCCCAGAAAUCAGAUGAACCUUUCCCAUAUAACCCAAAGGAUGGCGAUGUUCAAAGAGAAGAUUUCUUAUGUAACUGCCACACGGACUGGCGCAAACUUUCCAAUCAUUCCACAAUGACAGACCUCCAUCCCAAAGAUGAAGGAUCUAUUCCCGAAUCCUCAGCCUCCAGCAGUCUCCAGUGUCUCUCUUCUAUAGUGGACAGUAUAUCAUCUGAAGAGCCGAAGGUCCCAUGCACUGUUCAGGACAUGGUAGAGCCUGGUAACCCCAUGUAAGAGCUCGUGCUGUAUGCCAGUGUCGGACACCAAGAGUCAUUUCUGGCAUAGAACAGGCACCACUAGUACAGAGCUGGAAAUAAUGGGUCCCAACGAGAUAUGGGUCUACAUAUUAUUAAGGGUUCUAUUUAUUAAACCUAUGACCCUUGAAAAUGUUCAUGUAAUCUAUAGAUACCCCUGCUAUUUACUAAAAGUAGAAAGCAUGAGACAUCAAAGAGGGGGAUUUUACCAGACCUACAAAAGGAGCCCCGGAUUGAUAAAGAGUAUAAGAAAUGCACUCCUAACCACUGUAAUAUGUGGGAAUAUGGAAAGUUAAUUCCUGGGGGUGUAACGCCAAUCUUAAUAAAUAAUCCCCUUAAUCCUAACAAGAAAGAUUUUUUUAAAAGCACAAUUCUAUUUGUUACUGAAAGGUCUUUCAUUCUGAAAACAUUAAUUUCCUUCACAUUCAGAAAAAAUUCAUUCCUGUCUUUGUUAUGUUCAAAGAUACAAUUUUAUAUUCGUAUUUACUUACCAAUAAUUCCCUGGAUUCUUUUGUGCAGUUUAUUUAAUUACAGAAGUGAAUGUUUUAUUUCAAAUAUGGGAUAGCAUAAUGUAUGUAAAAUUAUAUUAUUAAAACAAUAUAUGUACGCUGUUGAAUAAAACUUUUUGCUCUACAUAUGACAA